Molecule: messenger RNA, 1096 nt
Organism: Patiria miniata (bat star)
Lineage: Eukaryota; Metazoa; Echinodermata; Asteroidea; Valvatida; Asterinidae
Product: heme-binding protein 1-like
Exons: 5
Coding region: 311-919 (202 amino acids)
Source: RefSeq, a predicted model, not a curated record
GACCUAGCAUACCGAAAUAGCUGCAUAUGUGUUAGUAAUUCUGAGUAGGCCUUCGAACCCUUGACGUUUUCCCAAUUUGCAGGCCCAAUUCUGUCGUACCGGUUUAAAGUUCGCCGUAUGAGUUCGUUUAUGUAAGCUUUAUCAAUAAUCACAGAUGUGAUAACCUUGCUCCGAUCAACUAAUAAUCGAGCAGGAUCUGAAUUCAUUACACAAGUCUACCCGGGUUCGUCAAGGUAUAGGCCUACUAGUACUACUUAAUACGCGUACGUAUACUUAGUAACUUCUACAGAAUUCAGAAAAAGAAGACAAGAUGUUCAAGACACUUGCAUCCCGAAUGUUCACUACACCGGAAGAGCCAAAAUACAAGGUCAUCGAUCCUCCUGAGGGUUCAAAAGAACGCGAUCGGGGCUUUGAAGAGCGUGAAUAUGAGCCAUGCAUGUGGGCCGUUGUCGACGCCACCGGCGAUACCGCAAAAGAAGCGACAACUGCUGGAUUUCGUCAGCUGCUGAAAUACAUAUCUGGAACCAAUAAAGAAGGCGCGACCGUACCGAUGUCAGCUCCGGUCAUGGUGUUCCAUCAACCUGGCGAAGACGAAAGCUGGAAAUCCUUCAAGAAGGAGGUCAAAGUUGGUUUCAUGAUUUCCACUGACAAGAGGGAGAACCCGCCCACGCCAAACGAUGACACGCCCAUCACGUUCAGGAAAACGCCCACAACUCGUGUAUACGUCAGGAAAUACGGAGGUUUCUCCAAGGAGGAAAUAGCCUUAGCCGAAGUGGCCAACCUACGCGAUGCCCUGGGAACCAAGCACAAAUACAUGAAUAGCUUCUGUUAUUUCUGCGGCUACGACAGCCCGAUGACCAUGUUCGGCAGACGAAACGAGAUCUGGUUCCUCAAGGAAACUAGCGAGGCAGAGAUAUGAGCUUCGUUUAUCACGUCCGAGUCGAAUUAAGAUGCUGGAAAGGAAGUAGGAAAUUCUAAAUGUAAAAUAUAUGUACACCAAUGACGUGUAACAUGCGCACAGUGGACCGAUCCAGUAAGCACCGCCCCAUGGUGUUCUGACCAAUCACAGCCGUGAUUUAGGUCCGACGUGCGUGCA